Angiostrongylus costaricensis is the source of this 828-nucleotide messenger RNA. Lineage: Eukaryota; Metazoa; Nematoda; Chromadorea; Rhabditida; Metastrongylidae. The record is from the annotation of a GenBank genome assembly.
CCGCCACCAGCAGCGAGCUCCCCUCCUCCAGAAAUUCCUGGUCCAGGUCAGAUCAAAUGUCGUCUCUGCGGCAUUACUGUUAGCUGCAAAAAGAUCGCCAACCUCACUGCGCAUGCCCUGAAGAUCCACACACCAGUGCCGUUGUGGAAGUGCCCGAAGAGCGGCUGUGAGUUCGACCAUGCGGAUUUUACCCGAGUCUCACUGAACAAGCACAGCAUUGAAGACCACGUCAAGACCAUGCACACUAGUGGUCGACCGUUCCAGUGCGGAAUAUGCAAGUACACUAGUGUCGAAGAGUGGAAAGUUCGGGUUCAUGCGUCCAUCAGGCAUCCAGAGACGUCAUGUCUUCAAAUGCUUACUGUUGCAUCGCAUAACAAACCGCACCUCUACAUUCGAGAGCUUUUCCCAGAUAUCGCAGCGUUACUGCCAGAAGACGAGGUUGACGAGAUGCUCUACGGUUUUCGUCAACUUAAUCCAUCAGUACUGCUAUCGGUACCCAGCCCACUUAAUUCGCAGAGUGACUGUUCUGAAGAAAAAACUACAAUCAACGCUACCUCAUCAGUUGCCGCUAAAUCAGCUAAGAACGAAUUGGUGUCGCAUGCGCCAUUCACGCUCAACGGAACGAAUCUCUCCGAAUGUUCCAGUUAUGUAUAUCUACGUCGUGAAAUCAACAUGUUGAAUGACUUAGUCCCAGAAUUGAGCAGAAGGAAACGAGCGGCUUGUGGAGCUUUCAAGAGCAUCGAGUAUGUAGUGAAGAGAAGAAAGACCACCCGACUCCGUGCCGACCUUUUGGACUCAAAGGUACUUCCUGCCCUAACGAAUGCGUAA